Molecule: messenger RNA, 998 nt
Organism: Magallana angulata
Lineage: Eukaryota; Metazoa; Mollusca; Bivalvia; Ostreida; Ostreidae
Product: interferon-induced helicase C domain-containing protein 1-like
Exons: 3
Cellular component (GO): cytoplasm
Source: RefSeq, a predicted model, not a curated record
AGAAAAUGGUUGAAUUUGUGGGAGAAUACGAGGAAGUGAAGGGGAUGGUCUUCAUUCAGACGAGAGCCACAGCGUUCGCCCUGGCACAGUAUCUGAGUCAGGAACUGGCAUCAUUUGGGAUACGAGCAGCUCCGUUCACUGGGACCAACUCAUCGGAAACCAGUAAAGGAAUGCCGGAUGCACAGAAAAAUGAAACCCUGGACAACUUCCGUAAAGGCGAUGUGAACGUAUUGGUAGCGACCUCAGUUGGCAGUGAGGGAAUUGAUGUUCCUGACUGUAACUUCAUCAUCACCUACAACUACACCGGAAACGAGGCGAGCGUUAUCCAGAUGAGCGGUCGAGCGCGCAGACAUGGUUCCACUAUAGCUCACAUAUCUGACCAGACUAUCCAGAGACGAGAGGAAGUCAGUCUUCAGAAGGCUAGACUAAUGGACGAAGCUUUCCGACGACUGUACAUGAUGCACCCAGAUGACCGUAUGGGUAAAAUCCUCAAAUACCAAUCUGAGAUACGAAACGUUGACGAUUUGCGUUCGGUGGACGAAACGAGCAAAGCCAAGAAACCUUUCCAGUUAAUAUGCUUUAAAUGCCACGCCGAGGCCGUCAGCAACACUGACUUGAGGUUAUAGGUCGGACAGCAUCGUGUUGUGACGAAUCCCGACUUCCGGUCUCGUUGUGAGUUUGACACCAACUCGACGCCAUCUAGGUACACUAUAUCUAUCAUCAGGUGCGCGAAAUGCAAGCUGACGUGGGGAACAACCUUCAAAAUCGAGAAACUGGAGAUCGCUGUCCUGAAAGUGACCGCCUUCUUGUUUACAACGGGUGGCGAGGAGCCUCAUCGAUUCAAGAAAUGGGGAAAAGUCAGCCUCCAUAUUGAAAGCAUCGACAAACAAGAACUUCUGGAUAUAUACAAAGACACUCUGGAAUUAGAAGAACCGGACGACUGAAGAAACGAAAAAAAAUAAGACCAUCUGAGACGAAUAUUGUGAUGCAUUCUAUCU